UUGACGUGUUGCUGCUUCUUUGGUCAUGACAUUCGCGUUCAGUAUUUCGCCUCGAUCGGUUGUGCUUCGCUCCACGCGCAUAGUGAGAGAUUUUUUCGGCUGUAUUUGUUGGCGCUGUGCUCUUUCCUUUAGGCUCGUGCUGUAGAGCCAGCGAAACGGUUUACCGCGCUUUGUGAAUGUAAGAGUGGGACAACUUCGGCGGGCCCCCGAAUAAUUUACCGUGGCAUUUGCCACACUAAUGUUGGAAAACCUAAUGAAGUGAAAAAAUUUGUGUUUUCAAUGCUGUAGCUGUUGUCGUUGCCGAGUGGAAACAGACAGCAGGAGCACAAAGGCUCCGUCAAAGCUUUGAUUUGCUCCAAAGUGAAAAUUGCAUAGCAACCGCAGCAACCGAGGAAAGCAGCAGCUGUGACGCUGACUGGUGUCAAGAGAGAAGACCCAGCUAACCUCCUGGGGAUCGCGGCUCGGAUUAGUGGCACACUUACCCACAAUCACCGCAGUACAAAUACAUCAAGACAUACACACGAAGACAUACACCGAACACCAACGAACGGAGCCCGGAGUUGUCCAACUGCCUUUGCCCAUGGAUCCGACUCCCAACAUGCUAAAACAGCUCCUGCUGAAGAACCACCAGGAAGCUGUCCUGCAGUCUCAUCUGCCUCUCAAGUCUCCGGCCUUGUCUCUCUCUGCCGGUCCAAUGGCAGACAGCAGGGAACGCAUUCGUGGCCCCUCGCGGGAUGGACGCGAGUUCCUCACUAGCCCGAGGCAGGUUCUACGCCGCCUGAUGCUUCUUUCCGAGGGAAGACAGUACCGCGAAGCCGCAGGAGUCGUCGGAAGGUUGGGUCCCUCUGUCCUACGCUCGGUAAUUGCCGAGCUGCCGCUCGACCUGCUGCUGGAGCAUCUGCCACAUAGUGCCUACUUGCUGGAGUCCUUCUUCACAAGGUUGACCACCCUAAACACAACUCCCAAGCCGGAUGUUCCUAGCGAGACCGUGGCCUGGCAGCUUGUCCGGCUCUUUGCAAAUCCCCACGAGUCCGGACUGCGACAGAGAUGCACCAAGCUGCUCCAGGCUUUGGCGCAAUACGAGCCCAAUCUCCGACAAAGCUUGCGCGAGCGGCGCCGCAGCUUCGACAAUGCUGUGCAGGGAUUGGGGGUGCACGGGCUGACCACGGAUGCCUCGGGGCAGCUUAUCUCGCUGCACGUGGCUUUGAAGACAGAGCUGCAGCGACACGUCGAGACCUAUAAGAUGGCUAUACACAAGCUGGAGGAACUGAGCAUGGUGACGAUCAACCAGGAUCCGGCCCAUUCCUCCCACCAGCGCCUCCUGGCCAUCAACUACGGAGACAUCCAGCAGCGGCUGAUAGACAACAAAACGCUGCUGACCAUGUUGGACAAACCCACGCUAAAGCAACUCCAAACGCUCGUCGAGAAUCUCAGCACCCGCGUAGAGAACGACAAGGAAGUCCUCUCCUGCGUGGGACAGGUGAAGCGCCUAGACGCACAGGCCAACGUGGAGAAGCGCCCAGCCGCCGGUCUCCUGAUGAAUUUCUCGCGCGGAUGCGAGGUCGUCCUACACAUGAUGGGGCCGGAGAGCGUUCCACCAAAUCCCUUGGCCAUAGAAAAGGUCCCCGUGACUGCCGGUGGGAGCAGCUGUAGCGAUGGCUACCACUCGGACGACUCCGCCAGCGAUGACGGCAGUGAAAUGGUGUCGCUCUAUCGAAAUCAGUACAUAGAGAACCGAGCAGAUGCCCUAGAGGCGUUGGACAGUCUGCCCCAGCUGAAGCACGCGCACAGUCUGAAGGGAAAGAUACUCUUCUCCAUGAUCGUGCUUUCUUUCCGCCUUUGCCACGCGAUGCGGGAGCGGAAAGUGAUGGAGGUGCGCCGGGUCCUUAACUGCGCACUAGACAGCAGCAGCGAAUCGACCUUGGCCCUGGAUCGGGCUGUGCGCCACCAUCUGCACGAGACCACGGACAGUUUUCCCCUAGGCGAGAUUGAGCGGUCCGUCUUCAACCAGGUUUUAUCCACACUUCACGAGUACCCAUGCCUGGAAUCGUGUCCCCCACUCACCCACUAUGUGAGCGCCUGUGUACGGCUGGCUUGGCGCAUGAUCAACCAGAAGGCUCCCUAUUAUCUGGACAUGGACUUCAGUCUGGGCUUCCUCCGGCCCGAGAAGCACGAACGUCAUCCGAAAUCUGACCGACGCUCGGACCUUAUUAAGGCCUUCCUUUGGCCGGCGCUGAUGCAGAAUAACCAGUGCGCCUUCAAGGCAGUAGUGGCCACCUGAGGUCCGGGACGGAACAAACCAUACCCAACUUAUCUUAAGAUACUUUUACACAAUUUGUACAUAUUUCAACUCUUACUUAAUAAAGAUUAACUCUAUCUAAGCAUA
Messenger RNA from Drosophila pseudoobscura, 2386 nucleotides. RefSeq lists its product as uncharacterized. The transcript is spliced from 7 exons. The record is from RefSeq and is a predicted model, not a curated record. Gene Ontology annotation, biological process: mitochondrial protein catabolic process; mitophagy by internal vacuole formation. Gene Ontology annotation, cellular component: mitochondrial outer membrane. Bases 581 to 2281 code for a protein of 566 amino acids. NCBI's taxonomy places the organism in Eukaryota, Metazoa, Arthropoda, Insecta, Diptera, Drosophilidae.